Phoenix dactylifera (date palm) is the source of this 2266-nucleotide messenger RNA. RefSeq names its product carbon catabolite repressor protein 4 homolog 3. Gene Ontology annotation, molecular function: 3'-5'-RNA exonuclease activity. The record is from RefSeq and is a predicted model, not a curated record. NCBI's taxonomy places the organism in Eukaryota, Viridiplantae, Streptophyta, Magnoliopsida, Arecales, Arecaceae.
CAACUAAGGUCCCAAUCUGGUUUAUGUUAUUGCACUUUCUGCAAUGUUGCUGCCGCGGAAAUAUAAUAUUCGAUUAUUUUGAAGGUGUGAGGAGGUGAAAGUUUAAUUCCUUCCAAACGGCACGGCGCGUUAGUAGUCCGAUAAGAUCUUCCGGUGGUCGCAUAGAGCAACUAAUUCCUAGUCUUGUAGGGGUAUCUGAUCAAUUCUUGGAGGUAGUUUACCUUAUCCCCAUCUCCAACUGGACUUCGCUCUCUUCCUUUCCUUCCACCAGCAAUGGGCUGCGAGACUUCGUGGUUGAGCAGCGCCCAUGCGCCGCUGGCCGCGGUGGCUCUCCGCCGCCCUUACAGAUGCUGGCGCUCGCCGUCCUGCAGCGCCGGAGAAACCCCGGACUCGCCGGCGCCGAGGGAUCGUCGCUGGUAUAAUCCGGAUAGGAGGAGAACGUUCUACCCCUUGAAGCCCAUACGCCGCUGGAUCAAAGCCGAGGACUUAUCACUGUCCGACUCCAGAAAUGACAGGUUUGUGCUUGUAUCAUAUAACAUAUUGGCCGAUAAGAAUGCUUCAUAUCACAGAGACCUUUAUUGGAAGAUUCCUUUUGAUGUUAUGAAAUGGGACUCAAGGAAAGGGCUCAUUCUCCAGGAAAUUUGUAGAUGGAAUGCUGAUAUAGUGUGUCUUCAGGAAGUAGAUAGAUACGAGGAUAUAUUGAUCAAUAUGAAAAAAGGAUAUGCUGGUAGUUAUAAGGGACGCACAGGGGAGGCCAAGGAUGGAUGUGCUAUAUUCUGGAAAGUAAAACGGUUUCGCUUACUUGAGGGAGACUACAUCGAGUUCAGUGCUUUUGGUCUUCGUGAUAAUGUUGCUCAACUAUUUGUAUUUGAGAAACGUGAAGCUGUUCCAAGAAGAUUAGUAGUUGGCAACAUCCAUGUGCUUUUCAAUCCAAAACGUGGAGAUAUUAAGUUGGGUCAGGUCCGCUUACUGUUGUCAAAGGCAAAUACCCUUUCAGAAAAAUGGGGUAACAUUCCUGUUGUGCUUGCUGGUGAUUUUAACAGCACACCUGAAAGCGCAAUAUAUGAAUUCUUGUCAACCUCAGAGCUAAAUAUUGCUACACAUGAUAGAAGACAUAUAUCUGGACAGGAUAGGUGGGAGUUUGCUCUAUAUGAUCUACCUAGUUUGAUGACGUUUCAAUGGACUGACAAGGAGUUGAAAAACGCAACCGGGCAGUCGAAAUGUACAAAACUUGAGCAUCCAUUGAUGCUGCACAGCGCUUAUGCUAGUGUUAAAGGUAAUGCAAGGACAAGGGGCCCUCAUGGUGAACCGCUAGCUACCACCUAUCACUCUAAAUUUUUUGGAACUGUUGACUAUAUUUGGUACUCAACUGGACUUGCAUGUACACGAGUUUUAGAUACACUUCCCACUGACAUAUUACGGAAGCUAGGCGGUCUACCAAGCAAGGAGAUAGGAAGCGAUCACGUAGGCCUGGUGUCUGAGUUCAUCUUCAAAGAAUGCAGUGACUUGGAAUUAAAAGGCCCAACCAACAUUUCAACAAAAGAAGACACAACUCACUGAAAUGACUACUUGAGCUGAUAUAAGGUUCGGAGUUUUUAACUUCAGAUAGGAUAAAAAUUUGGAGUAGGAGAGCAGAAGCCCAACCAAGUUGAGCUUGUAUCAGAUUAAACACCACAAUCUAUUUAUGCAUCUGGAGGUGCUGUUGUGGUUGAAUCCUCCUGAGUUUCCCGAGACAUUGCUCCAUGGUCAGUGCCAUAGUUCCAGUAACCAGGGCCAUAUCUGCUGCUUAUGAUACCAGCAUGUAGCAGGAUCAGGUAAAGCAGCUGUGUGACUGUCAAGAUUAUGAUAAAUGCCUCCAAAGUUCUCUGCAACAUCAAAACACAAUACAGGUUUGAUAGCAAUUGUUAUUCAGUCUCUCAAUUGCUACUCAUCCUUUAUGAAUGGUUUGAGUACUUUACAGUACCAGACGGCUCCCUCGGUUUCCCAAAUUGAUAUGCUCGCAUGCAAGACUGCAGAACCCAAUGGCAAAAAAUUUGUGAACUUGUCAGUUAAUGGUAAUAAUCAUUGUCGGCUUUUGUCUACAUGUAGAAAUGAUAGCAAAUUGUGCGGAGAUGGGAUAGGUUUUGGCUGUCUCUGUAAAUGAUAUUUCAGGAAGAUCAGUUUUAUCUGCGAAUUAGCCAGCUUCCAUUUGGCAUCCUUGUAUAGCAUAAUAUCCUUGUUUCAGAAAACUCUCCUAAUGGCUGCAUUUCAAUGAUCCUUUUGGCUA